Messenger RNA from Formica exsecta, 1905 nucleotides. RefSeq lists its product as uncharacterized. The record is from RefSeq and is a predicted model, not a curated record. Lineage: Eukaryota; Metazoa; Arthropoda; Insecta; Hymenoptera; Formicidae. The coding region runs from base 122 to 1747 and encodes 541 amino acids. The transcript has 6 exons.
AGUUGGACAUUGGCCUCCGUAAGACGAAGAGUCAGGGAAAAAGAGCCGCAGGGUGCAGGAGAGCACGAGCACGGCCGCCUCCUUGGAUUUCUUCUCAACGAUCCACAGAACGGGCGACAGGAUGCGACUGUCGACGAUUUUCGAGCUAUUGCUGAUCCUCUUGCUGGUGGCAUUUGCAGCUUAUGGUCGAGUAAUCGAUCGCGAUGAUAAGACACAUCGGGUGGCUCGCGCCGCGGAUAACACGAAGCAGAAUGGCAUGGACCUAUCGACGAUGUCAUUGAAACAGGCGACCGAUAGUGUGAACCGAUACUGCACCUGUAACGAGAACAUCUGCAAUUGCUGUCGGGACUUUCACAUACCGGUUGUGCAGCUGAAAGGACCAGGAUGUGCCUCCCUGCAAUAUCUACAAGGUGACAAUUUGGCAGUUCAGCUGAGUUUUGGUGACAACAUAUUAACCAGCACGAUCGUUAACGGGAAGAAUCCGAAGCCUGUAUGUGUUCCUCUACCGGGUGGCUUUAGCAAAUUCUGCGGCAGGAUUUAUUCCAUCCAACGUGACGCGAAGAAUCACUUCAAAGCUUGUCUCGGUCUGGAACUGCAAUCAUCUACCGAACUGGAAGCUAGUCUUCGCGUCAGUUGCUUCAGGUUUGGUCCAGAAGGUUUGAAGCUUCGACCAGCCGAGCCACUUCCGGUUAUCGAGGCGGAAUCCGUCGAGGAAGAUGAUGAUGAUGAUGAUUUCUUCGGACUUGGCUCCGACGAUGAUGACGAUGAUGACGAUGACGAAGAUGACGAAAGACCUUCCCUCAAUUCCGUCACGGAUGCUUCGGCAGUCAAUGACGCGCAAGAGUCGGAUGACGAUGACGACGACGAUGACCUUUUAGGUUUUAGCGCUCUGAUAGAUAUCUUCACCGGUGACGACGAAACCGCCACGAAGAGACCUAAAGUUACCACUGCGGCGCCAUUGUUGGAAUUUACUAUACCGAUUUUAUCAAAGCCAACGACGCCGGCAUCACUGGACGAUCACGAACUGCCUACUUUCCCCAACAACGAGUCGGAAAAUGACGACGAGGAACACGAAGGCACUCAGGAACCCGGUAAAGUGGUAGACGAGGAAAGUACGGGAUCGACUGAGAGCAACACGGAAAAUAACACUGAUGAGAAUCAAGAUCAAGUCACGGAGGCCUCUAAUAAAGUCACGUAUCUUGCGAAGCCUAACAAGGCGACCACCAAUAAAGUAAAGAAGGGAAUUAUUGGACAGAAGAAACCCAGCGUGACGUCGACUAGCGUCAAUGCCAUCCAUGAUCCCGAGAAACCAGCAAAGAAACCCAUCAAGGACGAGUAUGAUGAAGACGUUGAUGACGAUGAUAUUUUGGGCGAUGACGACGAUGAGGAUGACGACGACGACGAUGAUGAAGUACUUGACGACGAUGACGAAGACAAGAAUGAUGUAUACGAAGACGAUGAAGAUAAACCAGAUGAUGAAAAGCACACAGAGCAUUAUGAUGAUGGUGAUGACGAUGAUGAGAAGGCUGAGGAUCUUGCUGAAUUGGACGACGAUGACGAUGAUGACGAAGAAGAAGAUGCCAUGUUGAGUGCUCUUAUGGAUACAGGGAAAAAUAAAAAAAAUAAAAGGAAUACGACGAGUCAGACUAACGCCGAUAAACACGACGAGGAUUACAGCGGUGAAUUGGACUUUCUGGCCAGAAAGCAUCCCGAUGGGAAUCGUCAAAGCAAACUCACAAGGCUUUAAAAUGUGCAGAACUCCAGUCAAUAGGAUAAUUGAAAGAGAAUCGAAAAAAGCUGUUUUUUUUUAUCUGACCGUAAAUUCGCUGUUUCGAUAAAACUUAAGGCGUUUUGUCGAAUCAACGGAGUAUUCGUCAAAAAUUCGGUAGAUUAAUACAAUUGUGA